This is a messenger RNA of Salarias fasciatus (jewelled blenny), 565 nucleotides long. It is a transcript of the gene pyyb, whose product is annotated as peptide YYb. The record is from RefSeq and is a predicted model, not a curated record. The transcript has 5 exons. Gene Ontology annotation, molecular function: neuropeptide Y receptor binding; neuropeptide hormone activity. Gene Ontology annotation, biological process: feeding behavior; neuropeptide signaling pathway. NCBI's taxonomy places the organism in Eukaryota, Metazoa, Chordata, Actinopteri, Blenniiformes, Blenniidae. The coding region runs from base 134 to 565 and encodes 143 amino acids. Gene Ontology annotation, cellular component: extracellular region.
GUGUGGCUGGCGCGCUGAUGCGCUCAGUGCGCAUCAGGUGUCCGAGAUCCAGCGCAUAAAAAGUCCCGGAGGAGAGGAGAGGAGCAGGACAGGAGCGCCGGGGAGGUGAGAGCAUCAGGAGCACGCGCUGACAAUGACCAACAUGCUGAGAUCGUGGCUGACGCUCGCCGUGCUCGUCGCGUGCCUGCUGGUGUGUCUGAGCACGUUCGCGGACGCGUACCCGCCCAAACCGGAGAGUCCCGGGAGCAACGCGUCACCGGAGGACUGGGCCAGAUACCACGCGGCCGUCCGGCAUUAUGUCAACCUGAUCACCAGGCAGAGGUAUGGGAAGAGAUCGAGCCCGGAGCAGGCCGUGGCGUGGCUGCUGUACGGAGGAGACUCAAGCCAAGACACCGAGCCCCGCAGAGGACGCAGCUCCUCCAGCGCCUCCGUCCAGCCGCCCUCCCGCCGCAGCGCCCCGGGGAGACGCCUCCGGAUCCGGGGGAACCGGACAGGUGGAUGGAGCCAUGGAGACUCCUCCACCUGCUCAUUCAGCGCCACUGUGAGGACAGACGCGGGGAUGUGA